GUGACACAAUAGCUAGCUGAGCUCACAGUCGUAGACAAGCAGCGCGAGACCGUACGAGAACGUCUCUGCAGCAACAAAUACGAAAUCUAAACCAAUCUCUAGAAUAUAGGUGGCUGGUGGAUAAGUGGUGACCCUAUGUGCCAGAGACACUCCAUUUCUGCUAAAGAGGAAAAGUCUUCAUUUGCCCCAAACUGCCACUCAGUUGACCCAAGUGUUGUCGAUGAAUUAUUGGUGACUCAAGAGACCAACGUUUAACAAUAAAAAUGGGGGACUGCAGACUUUCUAAUUUUUCCUGAUGUCGGGUCACCGUGGUGUCAUGGACGUGUCUAGCCACAGCCUGUUCCUCUUACAGCAGCUGAACAUACAGCGGGAGUUUGGUUUUCUGUGUGACUGCACUGUGGCCAUUGGCAAUGUGUAUUUCAAGGCUCACCGUGCUGUGCUCGCUGCUUUCUCCAACUACUUUAAGAUGAUCUUCAUUCAUCAGUCAAGUGAGUGCAUUAAAAUACAACCUACUGACAUACAGCCUGAUGUCUUCAGUUACUUGCUCCAUAUCAUGUACACUGGAAUGGGCCCCAAGCAGCAGGUGGACCAAAGUCGACUGCAGGAAGGAAUUAAAUUCCUUCAUGCCUACCAGCUUUACCGUAACACAGGUGAAGGUGGGCAGGAGGCAGCUUCUGAUACAAUCAAAAUUUCAAACUUGUAUGGGAUCCAGAUAUCAUCACAGAUGGCUGCCAAGGAAAACCUGGGCCUCAAAGAAAACCGGUCUAGAGUUUUAGAGGAAGAGAUGUCUGGGACUCAAGCUGACCGUCCUCAGAUCCAGUUGUCACUUGCUGUAGGACUGGAAGGGACAUCUUCUGAUAGACCAUUGUCUAGUCUUCAUGGACCUUCUUCUGUAACUUCCAGAGAUGAACCUGAGGCACCAAACAUCUCUGUGACCAUAAAGCAGGAAAAGACGGAGUUGGAGCUGUCGGCAGAGCCCCAGACUAGCUCCCCACAAAACCCGGAGAGUCAAAGCCCAGGAUUUUUCAAAGACAGCCCAAAGCCCCUCUAUUGUCAUUACUGCGGGGAGCGCUGCAGCUCGCGCCGUAACCUGCGUGAACACUUGUAUACACACGCCAGUGGUUCUCUUCCUUUUGGGGUCCCAGCUGCCAUCUUGGAAAACAAUAACCUUGGCGAAGUGCAGAAGAUCAGUGAAGACUUUGAGAGCCUAGAGGAGCGGCACCUGCAGAGCUUCUUGGUGCGGAAAAGCCCACAGUCACAGGACCAGCCAGACUCGGGUAGCCUAGAGGAAGCCCUCCGGCAGAGCCAGUCAUUGACAUUGUCUUCUGAAGAGCUGGCAGCGGAACUGAAAAGUGGCAGCCCUUACUCCCGGAAGCGAAAGAUUGCUUGUGCUAUCUGCAGUCUCAGAUUUGCACAAAAGAGCCAAUUGCAGGAACACAUGUACACGCAUACAGGUAAACACUCCCGCUAUCACAGGUACAACCGCUUUUGUAGUCAGCUGAUCCAGGCAUCCCAGCAUUACUGUGAAAGUCAGUCUGAGUAUGGAGUCGAAGAAUCUGCUAGGGACUCUCAAGACAAUGUCAGCUCGUGUUAUUCCUUAGAUUCUGAGAUUUCCCAAGAAAGCAUUGACACUGUUGUUGUAGAAUAGAACUAGUCUUGGAAUCCUAAACAAAUUUGGCCUUUUCACCUACUUCUGAUAUUCCAUUUUUUUCACCUUCUCCUUUUUCUAUAACAUUUGCUUCCUUUCAUGUGGCACUAAUUAUACCCAUUAUAGCGCUGUCUGCUGUUCUUGAAGCUGUAUUGUUGGUUUCAGUAAGUGUGCAUCUGCUUUAUUAUCAGUCAGGCUACCGUAUGGUACUGGUGUUCAACACAACCUUUUUCAUCUUCAUAAGCUCAUUAGAAUUAUCACCACUGUAAGGGUUCAACUCCAGUUCUUAACUACGGUCCUAGAGUAAAAGAAAUUAAAUGAGCAAACCUGCUUACUUCCAUAUCUAGGGUAUGUAUUAAUUCAGUCUUCAAUUUAUCAGUGCUUUAUCUCGAACUGUGUUAAUUACCUUGUGAAUAACCAGCACUAGUGAGAAAUCAUACCGCAGAUUGUUUGCGUUACAGUAUUAUUUUGACAAUGGAAUAGCUAAUGGAGGGACCCAGGAAAAUCAUCUGCUUCUAAACAAUUGUUUCCUCCACUGUAGUCCUGCUGUCUACAAGAAAUCGUUUUCAAGGUGAAUAUAAUUGACUUUGUUAUGCGGUAUAAUGGUAUUUAUAUCUAAGAUUUGUAAAGUAACACAUACAAAAAUUGAAAAUAUUCUAUCAUUUAGAAGUUGACAAGUCUAUACUUGGCCAAAUGCUGUAUCCUUGGUCAACAUUAAACAUGCAUGCACAUACAGUAUCCUGUAUAUACAGGAAUACGGAUUUAUUUGUACUUUAUCUAAGGAGAACUAGGAACAAACAAAACCUAAUAGAAUGAGCUACAGAUUCAACCUUGUCUUGUUUAAAAAUGACUAAAAAUGUUAUGUUGUAAUCUUAAUAGCAGUGCACAGAGCAAAGUCAUAUUUGUCAUGCAUAAUUAAUUGAAUCUUGGAAAAUUUGAUGGUCCGUUUACUCAAGCUUUCAAAUAUUCCUUUAAAUAAUAUCCAAUCUAAAACAAUCUACAAUAACAUUCUGUUCUUUGAAAGUGCAGUGAAUCUGAAGCUAGAUAGGAAUACAUGGAAAACAUUCAGCAGUAGCAGCAUCAUUAUGACGAAUGUCAGAGAGCUCUCCGAAUAUAGUAGGCAAAUGGUAAUUAAAUUCCACAAGUUGGGGGAUGGCUAUAAAAAAAUCAACAAAAGGCUAAUUUACCACUUUCCACCUUACUGUGCUUUAAGAAGUUUAAGACUUUUGACUUAGGGACCAACUCACCAGAAAGAGAAGACAAGUGUAUUCUGUUACGAGAUAAGAAGUGAUUCAGGAGGCAAACAUAAAUCCAACAGCAACAGUUGGAGAUUUUCAACAAGGAUACCAUUCAAUGUCACCUGAAUGAAUGUGGUCUUCAAGGCCUGACUGGAUGUAAGAAGACAUUAUGUUAAAAUGUUAAAGCGGUAUGAAUAAGUGUGAUCUGGUGUUUUUCUGCACUUUAUGACAAAUACUCCUUUGAUCUGUACAGUACGUUUAAGCAUGUUUAAAAUGUAACAGCAAGAAUUUAAGCAAGACAAAUUACCAAUCUGUAAAGGUUACUGUUGUAUGAUUGGUUUUGGUUUUGAGUCACCGAUGGUAUGAAUAAAUCUGCAGUGCAUUGUAUGUGUAUAAAUAUACAGUAUAUGUGCAAAACCUAUUGACUUUGCAUGUUGUCAUGGUUACACAUUCACAGUACAUAAUUCAGAAUGCACUAGUGGGUACUCUGGAGAAAAGGCUGGUGUUGUUUAAAAAAAUACGUAUAUAUACAAUAUAUAAGUAUACAAUAUAUACAUAUACAUGACAUCUGUCCCGUUGGGACUCAGAAAUGUGAUGGCAGUGUUGAAGCGUUAGUGUCAUUCUAACUCCAAGGCCGACAAGUACAAUGUCAGCUCUUGUUACUAAGCAAGGAUAACAUAAUUUCCUUUACCCCAAGUUUAUCUGCUUUUACCUGGCUAUUUUAGGGCUCAGUAACUCAUUAUUCUGUAUCUUGGCAUUACCUGCGUUCAGUGACAUGGGACACAAUUUAGUUCAAACAUCUUGUACUUAAAAGAAAAUAAGAAUUACAAUAAGCUAAAGUGGGUUCAUGUCUAGAAAUGUUUUUUUGUAAUGCAAAUUUUGGUAUAAAUGAAUGACAUGGGGUAGCUUAAUAAAUAUUCAGUUUAGUUUUAGGAAACUUAGUAUUAAAUUUUAAUUUGUCAUUUUGUUUACAUAGUCUUAGAGCUACACCAGUUUUUCUGCUUACCGGUGUGCUUAACAAAGUACCUUUACAUUUCAUGGCUUAUCGCUUCAGGUGAGGAAUUGUAAUUUUGUAUAUACAAACAGAAAUUAUGUGACAGGGAUGUACAGUAUAGCACAGCAUUUUAACACAGCAAGGCAAACUGUAAACAAAGGAAUAUUCCACUUUUGUUUCACUGAUUAGGUACAGGUGAAUAUGGUCCUCUGUUUUUGACACUUCAUGACUUUCCUGAGCAGUGCCUUAGAACACUGGGCUUUUGAAGGCUCCAACAAAACGUUUGUUGUACUUUUAGAUUUCUCUGUUUCACUUUAAAAAGUGAGUAGAUCAUGUGUGUCUGUUGACAUUUUUUACAUGACAUAAAUAAUAAUAUAUUGCUAGAUAUAAAUAUUGUGAUGUUGUAAUUUAAUAUCAAUCUGAUUUAAAAGAAUGGUCUAUUUUCCAGUAAGAUUUUUGCUCACCAGUAUGCUUUGCCUGAUCCAUUUGGAGCCCUGGAAAAUAAAUCCAAAUGAUCAAACAUUUUAGUAAUUGGUCUAAACUUUUGGAAUACUGCCAGCAUAUUGCAGUCUAUAAAGAUGUAUUGAUUAUUAGCUAAGUUAUAGAAGAUGACUGAUAUGGUAAUAAAGGUGGUAAAUGUGGUAAUAAUGUUUUUGUCACCUACACAUUUUUUUGUAUCUGAAGAUGCAUUGAAUAGCUCUGAUUGUUUAGUUACCUUUGGCUACUGUGUAUUACUUACUAUAUUUCACAAAGCACCUUAAGAACUAUCUUAAGGUGCUUUAGGAGAGAGAGGUGUUGGUAUACCCAGUAGAAAAGGCAGGAAGCCAAAAAAUGACAUUGAUUCCAACAAUCAGUUUCUACUGUUUGUUCGUUAUAUUGCAAAAAGGACAGUUCUGUCUAAAUUAGGCAGCCUAAUACAACAUAGGCCUUGUUUAACACACACUGGAAAUGGAUGAAUUUGUUUUCACAAAUCCCUUGAAAAUAGGUAGUGUUUCUAAGAACCUCAGGAUCAAGCCUUUUAUCAUCACUGUUUACUAGAAUAGACAAGCAGGCUUGAAGAUUUUGCCAGUGUAGCAGAUCCUGAAUUUUACUUAGCAAUAUUAAUCAUGACUCUCCAAAGUAAUGUAUGUUAAAAUACCAUAUAUCAUGAAACUAAAAAUGAUACAGUUCACACAUUUUGUAACUAGGCUAUCGUCUUUGGUUGUACUAUUAGUAACAUUAAACAUAUUAAAAUUACACAAAUAAUUAUAUAAAAUAAAUCUCAUUUUCAGUGAAUUGUGUGGUAUAUUCCAUAAAAACAUAUUUUGUUCAUUAAUUUCCAUGCUGACAGUUUUGAAAAGGAUAAAAAUGUAUACUCCUUAUUCAUGAAAAAGCAUUUUAGGGGCCUUAUAAUAUAUACUGUUUUCAAAAUGUUUUCCUGAGUAUGGUGUCAGUGAUGAGUGUUGGGUACUAAAUUGUUUCCAGUUAAGAAGGAGAAAUGCUUUAAAUGAAAUCCUGAUGAGAGUGCACUGGAUAUUAGUGACAAACAGCUCUUUUCAUAGACUUCUUCUGUGAUGGAUGGCAUUUUUGUGGCUGUGAGCAUUGGUGUAUUUGAAGUGUUUUGUUUUUUGUAUAGCUGCUUAACUCUUUCUACCUGAGCACCUGAAUACUUGGGAGUCUCACUCAUAUAAUAAUAUUUUAAACACUGGUGUGUGUGUUCAUGUCCUUUAAAAAGGUUUUUGCAAAUAAAUUGUUUUUGCAGCACUUCUAUGUCUGGAAUGUGUGUUUUAUAGAAAUGUGAAGAUAACUGUAGAGGAUGUCAGCAGUAGUGUGAUCCGCAGUAUUUCCUUGUUUUAACAUGUUUGAACACAUACUGUAGGUAUUUAAAAUGUUGGAUCAAGGGACAUUGUUAGAUAUUGUAAUGGUCCAGAAUUCAUUUUCUUUAGUGGUUUUCUAUUCAAUGCUAGUUUUUAAUACAAAGGUAUAAAAUAAUUGAGCCACUGAGGCAGUAAGUGCAAUUACAACUGUUAGAACUUUUCUUAUUACUUGAAUAACAAUAUCUUCAGUUUUUAUAUUUGAAAAUCAUAUUCCCUAUUUCCUAAAGCCAGCAUGUUACUUCAGUACUACCACAAAACUGUACUGGCAUGACAAAACAUUCUUGAACAGAUGUCACAUGCUAAUAGAAUGAGGACACCUACUGUAUAAGCACUGUAAUACAGAUCAUCAGUAUAGAAAGGCUUAUUUUUGUAGCCUUUUUCUAUAUGUGGCGCUUUAUUACAGAAAUAAUAGUAAUUAUUAUCAUCAUCACUGGUUAUUUAUCUAAGGCAAUUCUACAAAUGAUGAUAUUGUUUUGUAACAACGGGCAACUUAUUCACAUAUUUUCCUUGUGGUAAUGUUUUUCCACCAGUAGAGGGCUUUUAG
This is a messenger RNA of Lepisosteus oculatus (spotted gar), 6280 nucleotides long. Lineage: Eukaryota; Metazoa; Chordata; Actinopteri; Semionotiformes; Lepisosteidae. The record is from RefSeq and is a predicted model, not a curated record.